Molecule: messenger RNA, 837 nt
Organism: Mytilus trossulus (common blue mussel)
Lineage: Eukaryota; Metazoa; Mollusca; Bivalvia; Mytilida; Mytilidae
Exons: 1
Coding region: 1-837 (278 amino acids)
Biological process (GO): DNA integration
Molecular function (GO): nucleic acid binding
Source: RefSeq, a predicted model, not a curated record
AUGAUAUCCGACAAUGCUACUACCUACAUUGCAGCCGCUAAGCAUAUAGAGAAUCUCACACGAUCAGCGUCACUUACAGAAACGUUGAACAACUAUGGUACAACAUGGACAUUUAUACCAAAACGCGCACCGUGGUACGGUGGCUUUUGGGAAAGAUUGAUAGGGAUUACAAAAGAUUGUGUUAAGAAGGUUUUGGGACGUUCCCUUAUCAAUAUAGAACUUCUUAAGACAAUUGUGACUGAAGUUGAAACUAUUAUGAAUGACCGUCCACUAACUUACGUAUUGUCAGAUCCUUUAGAUGAACCGCUAACGCCAUCACAUUUACUUUACGGACGUCGGAUCACAACACUUCCAUACCCUGAUAAUAGAGACUUUGAGCAUUCGACGCUUGAGAUGACUCAUGAAUCUGUGAAUAAACUGUCUCGAUUGAAAUCUCAAAUUAUUCAACAGUUUUGGUGCAAAUGGAAACACGAGUAUCUUACCUCUCUUCGAGAAUAUCAUCGAAACACCGGAAAGGACAAUAAAACAAUUAAAGUUGGAGACGUAGUACAAGUGUACGAAGAAUCACCGAGGACAAAGUGGAAUCUAGCCGUUAUUGAUCAACUGAACAUUGGAGGUGACGGGAAAACGAGAUCUGCUGUUAUACGGACAAAAAAUGGACUCACUUCACGUCCAAUAACAAAACUUUAUCCUCUCGAAGUGUCAGAAAAUAGAGACUUUACUAUAGACAAUAAUUGUGACCUCAACAAUCCUUCUACUUCUAGAAACUUAAGCCGUAAAGCGAAAAGUGUUGCCAUAGAGAAACUUAAGAAAUGGACAAAAGGAAAUAAUUCAUAA